Molecule: messenger RNA, 480 nt
Organism: Aspergillus pseudonomiae
Lineage: Eukaryota; Fungi; Ascomycota; Eurotiomycetes; Eurotiales; Aspergillaceae
Product: GFA family protein
Exons: 3
Coding region: 1-480 (159 amino acids)
Molecular function (GO): carbon-sulfur lyase activity
Source: RefSeq, a predicted model, not a curated record
AUGUCUACAGACGAAGCCGAAGAUACCACGACCCGCACCGGAGCUUGCAUUUGCAAAGGAGUAGGGUUCACCGUCACAGGUCCUCCCGAGGAUGUAUUCUGUUGCUAUUGCAGUGACUGCGCGAUUGGAGCUGGGGGACCCUGUCAGAUUACGGCCAGCUACGCUUCAUCCAGCGUCACUAUUCGCGAUCCGGACGCUCUCCUUACCUGCUACACGAUCACGAAGGGUACUGUCAGCGGCCGUGCGAAAGAAAAGCAUUUCUGCAAACGAUGUGGAUGCACAGUUUUCACAGUUCCUUUCAGCCUUGGACGCCAGUACAUCGUCAUACGACCAGUGCUCAUUGAAAACGGCCUCGAAAUCUACAAACCCGGACUUGAAUGCUUCGUAAAGCGACGUCCUAGCUACUUUUCCGGGUGCCAAUCAGCCAAGGAAUACGACAUAAUGCCAACCGAUGCUAAGAGCUCGGGCACGCAAGACUAA